Molecule: messenger RNA, 498 nt
Organism: Lachancea mirantina
Lineage: Eukaryota; Fungi; Ascomycota; Saccharomycetes; Saccharomycetales; Saccharomycetaceae
Source: the annotation of a GenBank genome assembly
AUGGAUCAACUUCCCGAUGGCCUAAAAAGUGCAAUUCAAGGUCUCCAGAUCCCGCUGAAAGACUACAAGAAAAUUCACCCGCCAUCCUUUUUCCUGGGUUGUUUAGUGACCAUCAGUCUAACGCUCUUAGAGCCAGUUUUAAGGGCUUUAGUAGGAGGCAUUGUAAUAAGCAUCUUGAGGCUUGUUAAGUUCGCCGUAUUAAUAGGAGGACUCUACUUGUGUGCUACGGUUAUUUUUUCCAAGGACAGCGCUCCACAGCCCAAAAAGCUUGCUCAACUGUUCAAUAAAAGUGAAUCGCAAGUGCGGUUUGCCCCAACGCCGAAGAACGACUUCGUAAACAACGCAGACCGUGCCAUUGAAACGGAUAAUUUUGUUGUGGCGAGGGAAGAUGUACGUAAACAUGGAAGACGUGGAUAUGUCGAAGAUGAAUCGCCAGAACGCGACGCAGCGUACGAGCGAUUCAUCAGAAAGGCAGGCAGCGGCGGCAGGAAACAGUGA